GUUGAUAACGACGUGUCUCAUAAAUUGUUUUUUUUUAUCGCGAAACUGAUAUAAUCUACUUCUAUUUCAAAGUUUUGAGUUUUUAUUGUUAAUGCUCUCAUAAGCAGAUCUUUAGUGUUUGUGUGCCUUAUUUAUACAUAUAAUGAAGUGAGUGAAACUGGAAAAGUGUUAGGUCUACCAGUUAAUUGAAUUGAAAUUGUAGUUGGACUGCAGCGGAGUCAUGUUAUUAACAAAAAUAUUUCGUCGGAUGACGGAAAAGAGAUGUUUCAUCAAGAUGAAACACAUUUGGACUGUGGAUAGGACUGUUAAGUCGCCAUAUGAUGAUGUGUUUGUUCCCGAAUCAACAAUUACUGAACAUGUAUGGCAAAAUUUGGACAAGUGGUCCGAAAAAACUGCAGUGAUUUGUGGCGUAACCGAUAGGAAGUACACCUACUUACAGUUGUACAAACAAUCCCGAAUAUUUGGUGCUAGUUUGAGGAAAAAGUUCAAAGUGAAAGACGGCGAUGUCGUUGCUGUUAUGUUGCCUAACUGUCCAGAAUAUCCAACAGUGGUGCUAGGUAUCCUCACUGCGGGGGGAGCAGUCACCACCAUCAAUCCACUUUACACCGUCUAUGAAGUUCAAAGACAAAUUUCAUCAUCCGAAGCAAAAAUAAUUGUAACCAAUCCAGAACUUGUAAACUUAAUGAAGGAAGUUUUAAAGCAAAUCAAGUUAAACAUACCAGUUAUAGCUAUUGAUAUCGAUGAAAGACGACCUGAGGAGACGGUUUCUUUCAAAGAACUUAUAAAUGACAGUCAUGUGGAUACAGAUAUUUUGAAAGAGGUUAAAAGAUCUGCAGAUGAUACAUCUCUUUUGCUAUAUUCAAGCGGUACAACGGGCUUACCUAAAGCCGUUGAACUGACUAACAGAAAUAUUGUUGCUAACUGUGAACAGCAAAAUGGUGAUGAAUGCAAGAAGUUUAAUGAUACCACUGAAACACAUCAAGACAUCACCCUUGCGUAUCUCCCCAUGUUUCAUUCCUAUGGGUUAUCAGUUAUAACUAUCCACAAACUGUCAGUUGGUUUAAAACUGGUGACUCUUCCAAAAUUUCAACCUGAUACUUUUAUAACAACAUUGGAAAAACAUAAAUUUGGUCUGGUGUAUGUGGCUCCACCUACAGUUCUAUUCCUAGCAUCAAGUCCUCUAGUGAAAUCAAAACAUUUUGAGAAACUGCAAAAUGUGCUGACAGGAGCAGCGCCUUUACCACAGGCUGAUGUGGAGAGAUUUUUGAGUAAAAUGGAUCAUGAAGUAAACUUUGGGCAAGUAUACGGCUGUACUGAAGCUGGUCCGGUGGUAACAAUAACACCACAUGGCUGUAAGGAUUAUAGUACGGUGGGAUUAGCUUUGCCCAACUCCGAAUUGAGGAUAGUUGAUAAUGAAAUGAAUAAUGUGGGUCCCAAUGAGUUAGGAGAAUUGUUAAUCAAAGGACCAAAUGUGAUGAAAGGUUAUAAAAACAACCCACAGGCAAAUUCACAGGUCUUUGCUGACGGCUGGUUGAAGAGUGGCGAUUUGGCAAAGAUUGACGAAUAUGGUUAUGUUACUAUAGCUGACAGGUUAAAGGAACUAAUAAAGGUAAAUGCUUAUCAAGUUCCACCGGCGGAGCUAGAGAGCGUUAUUAGAGAACAUCCAGCAGUGUUCGAUGCAGCUGUAGUUGGGGUGCCAGAUGAAAAGACAGGAGAAAAGCCUAAAGCUUUUGUAGUACUUAAUAAAGAUUCUAAAGCCAGUCAAAAAGAUAUAAUGGAUUAUGUGAGUGAGAGAGUGGCACCAUAUAAGAGGCUAAAAGAAGUUCAGUUCUUGGACGUCAUUCCGAAGAAUCCAUCUGGGAAAAUUUUGAGAAGAGUACUUGUAGAAAAUUAGGUUAAUAAAAUGUUAAGGUUAAGGCAGUAGUAAUCUUCAAUCUAAGUAUAUUGGGAAUACUUAGUUAAAGCAGUCCGAAUAAUAACAGUUAAUUUUGCGACCUUGGUGGUAUAAUUACCUCCUUGUGUCUUGUUGUACCUACUUACAUAUAGCUUGUAUGCCUAGUUAAAAAUAUUAUACGGUAAGUUAAGAACUAUGCCUAUUAGAUUCAAGGUUUUUCCAUUUGACGAGACACACGUAAUGUAAUCACUUGUAAAUAGCGAUGGAAAAUAAAAUAUCGACAUUUGUAUUUUGUCUGAUAAAACAUCCGUAGACAUUGACUAGAUAAUUUUUAAAGCGUAAUCGUAGAUGCAACGUAACUUUAACCACUGGUUAUUGCAACUAGAUUUUAAUAGUCUUUUUUACGCUUAUUGUUUGGCCGUGGUUUGUACUUAUCUAGUAACUAUUCGAAUGAGAGCGGAACUACGUUUGUUUGAAGCGCACUACGAAAAAGCCAUUCUUCACAAUCAUACGUUAGGUACGAACUUACGAACGAACAGAAAAAAAUAAACUAAAAAGUGUAUCUAGGCUCCGAUAUAAUAUAUUGACAAUCAAAAAGUGUACAACGGUAACCAAUUUGAAUAAAUGAUUUGAAUUUGAA
This is a messenger RNA of Maniola jurtina (meadow brown), 2534 nucleotides long. RefSeq names its product 4-coumarate--CoA ligase 2-like. Gene Ontology annotation, biological process: fatty-acyl-CoA biosynthetic process; long-chain fatty acid metabolic process. NCBI's taxonomy places the organism in Eukaryota, Metazoa, Arthropoda, Insecta, Lepidoptera, Nymphalidae. The coding region runs from base 221 to 1894 and encodes 557 amino acids. The record is from RefSeq and is a predicted model, not a curated record. The transcript has 8 exons. Gene Ontology annotation, cellular component: mitochondrion. Gene Ontology annotation, molecular function: long-chain fatty acid-CoA ligase activity.